Uranotaenia lowii is the source of this 1047-nucleotide messenger RNA. RefSeq lists its product as uncharacterized. Gene Ontology annotation, biological process: DNA integration. The transcript has a single exon. The record is from RefSeq and is a predicted model, not a curated record. The coding region runs from base 1 to 1047 and encodes 348 amino acids. Lineage: Eukaryota; Metazoa; Arthropoda; Insecta; Diptera; Culicidae. Gene Ontology annotation, molecular function: nucleic acid binding.
AUGUGCAAGUUGCGAAAUGCAAAGCCUGUUCCACCCCCAAUGGCGCCUCUACCACUCGGCAGACUGGCUGAUCGACACCGUCCGUUCACAUAUACUGGCCUGGAUUACUUUGGCCCUCUUUUAGUUAUCGUUGGUCGUUCCAGAGUGAAAAGGUGGAUCGCGCUUUUCACUUGCCUCACCACACGCGCCGUGCACCUAGAGGUUGUCCAUUCUCUAUCCACUACUUCUUGCAUUUUCGCAAUUCGGAGAUUCGUGAGUCGGCGGGGCGCUCCUGCAGAAUUCUUCUCAGAUAACGGUACAAACUUUGUGGGAGCGUCCAACGUAUUACAAGAGCAAAUACGCGAAGAAAUGUUAAACACAUUUACAAACUGCUACACAAAGUGGCAUUUUAAUCCACCAGGGGCUCCUCAUAUGGGCGGGGUAUGGGAGAGACUAGUGCGGUCUGUUAAAACAGCUUUGAAUGACGGGUACAACAAGGGUAAAUUGGAUGACGAAGGGCUUAUGACUUUGAUUGUGGAGGCUGAGGGCAUCGUUAACUCAAGGCCUCUGACCUACCUCCCUUUAGAUUCUGCUGAGUACGAAGCCCUCACCCCAAACCAUUUCCUCUUGGGAAGCUCCAACGGGAUCAAGCAACCUCCUGUCCCUAUUGAACACAAUCGUAAUCUAAAAAACACUUGGGACCUGAUUCAACACGAACUAAAUGUAUUCUGGAACCGGUGGGUCAAAGAAUAUAUUCCGGUUAUUCGUCGACAAACUAAAUGGUUUACCCCUACCAAGCCGAUCGAGGUUGGAGACCUGGUUAUGGUAGUUGAUACCAAGACCCGUAACGGUUGGAUUCGGGGAAGAGUUCGAGAAACCAUACCAGCACCUGAUGGGAAUACCCGUAGGGUAAUCGUAGAAACUGCGAACGGGACGCUUUGCCGGGCGGUUCAUUACCUGGCUCCACUGGAUGUCUCUAGCGAUAGUGCAGUCUCGGUGUCCACCGAGAUACACGCGGGGGAGGAUGUUAAGCCAGCUGGCAGCCCUGCAGCUGUUGUCAUCAACUAG